AUGGGCAGUGCUUCAGUGGUGCCGCUGAGCGAGCGUGGUGGAGAGGCCGGGGAGGAGGCCAUCCAAGAUGACGUUGUGAAUGCUGUCAGGCAUCAGGAGAUCAAGAAGGCAAAAGCAGUGGAGGACGCCAAGGAGAAGAAGCCUGGGGAUCCGUUACAGUCUGGGAAGCCGCCCGUGGAGGAGCCCAAAACAUGCCUCGGGAGGGCAUGGUCCGGCCUGAUGAAUGCAUUGCUGCGCCCGCCCCCGCUGGCCGAGAUGAUCUGGAAGCUGCUGUUGGCGCUCUUGCUCUAUGGCGUGGCCAUGUCCUUGGUCAUUCACCAGUUGGUGCUGAUCGACGGCAGCAACCUUCCAGUCUCCCACCAGGGCAACGCAAGUUUUCGGCACCUGCGCGUCGAGCUGACGGCCUGUGUGAUGCAGAUAUCGGUGGUCCCUGGCUCGUCUGUCCGUUUGACAGACCGGUCGAUUGGGCGGAACACCAUCCUCACAGCGAGUGGGCCCUCCAAGGUGUCGCUGGUGGACACGGGCAGCUGUCUCCUGGUCAGCUGCCGUGGACCCGCGUCCGAGCCAGAUUUUCAGGUACUUGCUCACCUGCAGGUGGGAUCUGAGGCUGACCUUUCCUUCACUUCUGUUCACCUCCUUCCUGGAGACAGAAGCUCCUUGCUGGUGACCGGUGGCAACAGCAGUGCCUUCGGUGUCAACUUGACCGUGGUAGGGCAGCGUGGACUGGUUCAGCUGGAACAGCUCUCGGUGCCAAACCUCUUCGCCACGCUGCGCAGUGGACUCCUGGACAUCAGGUAUCCACAAGUCCCUACGGCAAUGCUGGAUGUCGGGGCCGCCGCAGUAUCGCUUCGAGUUGGUGUAGACAGCUCUUUGCGACUUCGACUGUCCAAGAGCUCCGACCUGACAGCGGGAACGUCGACGGAUCUUGCGUGCUUGUCCGAUGCUUCGGGUGCGCCGGCCUGGAAUGAGACUGCCGGGCACGUGUCUCUGGGAGAUGAUCCAAGCCCCUCAGAGUUCACGAUCCUUCGUGGAGCUGGUGGCAGCCUGGGAGCCCUCUUCGCGUCGCGCGGCGUGUUGCAGGAGGAGCGCCUGGCCGACUUGAACACUUUUGACUCCAUGGGCACAGCCGGGUUCCAGGCAGAGAGCGACUUCACUGUCUGGGCAUCCCAGAGGGCCAAGGCUGGAGCUCAAGUUCUCCGCCUGCGCGUGGUUGCGCCGGGCUUUGACGAUGAUCUCAGUGGUAUUGGUGCCGAGUCUGAGUGGCUUUACUCUUUGUAUGGCAGCAUCUACAUCUGGCAUCCGUUGAGCGCCUUCUACUUGGCGACGCUGAGCAUCUUCGCGCCCACCGUGAGCCGGACAGACGUGGUCCUCACGUCCGCGCAGUGUACUCCGAGCGUUGCGCUGGUGACGCCUGGCGAUUCCUGCCUGCCGGACUCCUCGAGGAUUUAUGGCAUCGAUGCUGUUGGUGGAAUUCACAUGGCGCUUGGGCAAGCGCUUCCCGAGGAGCUGAGUUUUGGCAACCGCACAGCCAGCCGGAUUUACCAGCUGCGCUCCUCUGCAGCGGCAGCCCCUUUCUUGCCAAGCCUCGCGGAUGGGGAUGUUUCGGAGUUCCAGUAUAGCGGCCAGUCAGGAGUCAUCAGCAUGAUGACGCUCAACUCCGUCGGUGACCGAGGGACUUUCAUGGAUGCACGGAGCCAAGCAUUCGCGACAAUUGCCAUUAUUGUGUGUCUGGUCCUGCCCAUCUUCAUCACUAUCUUGGCCCACAGGUUCUACCAAGCUGAGAAAGCCAAGCUCCUGGCUGCAGACGGCUGGCGCAUUUGGCCCAUCUUGUGGCAGGCGAAGCAGCGUGAGAUGGAAGAGGUGGCCCGCUCCACAAGCGAAGCCGAAGCCGCUGCCGAGAGCGUGCCGGGCCCGGAGCAGCCAGAGCAGCUGGAAGCCGGGGCCGCUGCUCAGACUCGAGGGCCCUCGGCAGCGGUGCGUGAGGACCUGCUCUCCACACUUGCCAGGAUGGCGACAGAGAGCCUGACUUCCAUUGCGGAUGGCAUGCAGGAAGUCGUGGACCAGGUCGUCGACUUCCAGAUGUCCAAGGCUGAAAAGGACCUCCACAGUCGAGCAGAAGGCCUACUUGGCAGGAGUGCCAACCUCCUGACAUUUGUGGAAUGCAUCGCCUUCCGACGCGUUGGCAGCAUGUCGUUCUACUCAGACGGCCUCGUCUAUGCUUCCUUGCUGGUGGUUCUCCACUUUGGCAUCCUGCAGCUCAUUAUGUUGCCAGCAGCUGUGGUUUUGAUAGUGAACUCCUACAAUGUCAUGGACUAUCAGGGAGUCUACUUCCUUUCUUCUCUGCUGCUUGGGGAGUUGAAUUCAAGCCGCGCCCUUUCACAAGCAGGCUGGAUCAUCAUUCUCACGACAGAGGCCUUCAUGCUGCUCUACACCAUCAUUGAAUAUCUGUGCCGGCACAUCGACCAGGUCAUACUCACUCAGACUCAGUUGGCCGCCGGCCGCCUUUCAAUUCAUCGACGGCGUCUGUUGACCCUUCGGGCAAAUCGCUUUUUCCGUGAUAGCAUGUUUUUCCUCCUCCUGUUCUUCUUGCACGUUAGCAUCACACUGGGAAUUGCCUUUUCUCUUUACCUGCUCUUGGGUGCGUGCGUCACUCCUGAGACAGUUGCACCUGUCCUCAUUGGUGUGAUUGCGACGAUUUACGUUGGAAGGCGCACGGCAGAGCUGGUGUUUUCGUCUUCGCGCAACCUUCAAGCUCAGCUCAUGCUCGCGUCUCAGAUGUUGGGCACUUGCAGUAUUCUAAUUGUACCGCCAUGUCAUGAAGCAAGCCAAAAACUGAUGGAGUUGCUCUGUGCUGCCUCGUGA
Symbiodinium natans is the source of this 2862-nucleotide messenger RNA. Lineage: Eukaryota; Dinophyceae; Suessiales; Symbiodiniaceae. The record is from the annotation of a GenBank genome assembly.